CAAGUUCGAGUUCAAGGAGCAAGAUAGUUGGACGCCUGCGCAUUGGCUGCCUGGAAGGAUUGUUUUGGUUGCAAGCGAGCUUGCAACAUGUUGUGUUUUGAAAGCCAAGUUGGCGGCUUUAUAAAAGCAACACGCUGGCCAGCGCAUAAAACAGUUAUCAACGUAUUUGCAACGCGCGCGCUGCUCUUCGCUGCUUCUGUGUGCGUGUGGCAUGUGUUUUCAUAGGCUAACGUGUGGCAAGUGACGGUUAAGCCCAUAUUUUUAAUAGUUGUGCUGGGCUCUAGAAUUGUGGCGCGGCACCAUUGAUGCCGACAACAAUAAAUCAGUCGCUUAAUCAAUCUCACGUGCCAGUGCACAGUUGACCUUUCGUCUUUGCUGACAGCGACAGCGACGGCGACGGUAUCAUUUUCAGCUAUAGUUACAGUUACAGUUACCGUUACAGUGUUUUACAGCUUUGGUGAUUAAGUAGACGACAGCCACACAGCCCCCCAAUUGCAGGCGGAAGGAAGUCGCAUAGCGGAUGUCUAAGCUGUUGGUUAUUUAGCUCAUAAACACUACAAAUUGUGGCAAGGCAGUCAAGCGUGCAAACAAGAAACUUACGUUGCCAAUAUAAUGCCGAAAAUCAAAUGGAAGUUGAUAAAUAAAAAAACAUAAUGCCGCAACCGAGCUACAAUAAUAACAAGUGAAAUAUUUUCUAACGAAAUUGAAAAUUGUUUGCCGACAACAAUAGCGCGCAAACCUUAGCACUUUAUUUAACAACCAGCGAUUUAUAAACGCUUACAACAACAACAGCAGCAGCAACAGCAGCAGCAACAACAGUUACAGCUACAACAAUAACAAAAUGGCCGACCUGGAACGCAUUCGGCUGGUGAUACUGGGCGGCGCGGGCGUGGGCAAAAGCUCCAUUGUAAAGCGUUUCCUAUUCAAGACCUACACGGACAAAUAUCGUGCCACCGUCGAGGAUCUCUACAAUCGAGAAUACGACCUGGGCGGCGUCACACUAAAGGUUGACAUUUUGGACACAUCCGGCGACAUGCAGUUCCCCGCCAUGCGACGUCUUUCCAUUGCCACAGCGCACGCUUUUAUGCUGGUUUAUGCCACAACCUCAGCGCCCAGUUUUCAGUGUGUUAAGCAAUGUUUCGAGGAGAUACGCGAGCAACGCGCUGACUUUCAGGAUAUACCCAUUGUCAUAGCGGGCAACAAGGCGGACUUGGCCAACACGCAUCGGGAGGUGCGGCAUGAGGAGGUGACCGAUUGGGUAUUCUGCGAGCUACCGCGACUCAGAGCCAAGGUGCUUGAGUGCUCAGCCAAGGAGGACACCAGCGUGACCGAACUUUUCAAGACGCUGCUUUCACUCUCCCGUUAUCUGCCCGCUAGCAGCGGCAGCGGUGGUGCAGGCGGUGCCGGCGCCGAGGCAGCGCCCAGCGGUUUCAAGCGACGCUCUUCAGCGUAUGUCAGCGCAUCGUCCAGUCGCAACAAAAAUCGCAUGAACAGCCCCUCGGUGAGUGGCGAUAAAAAGUCAACGCUUGUGGAUGCUGUUGAUGUGGCAAGCACCAGUGCAGAGGCAAAGCUAAAGCCACGUUCCAGAUCGCUCAUACGCCGUGCAUCACGCAAGACCAAACAGCAAAUUAACAACGCAUCCGAUGAUUGUAAUUUGCAGUAAAUUUAACCAAAACAAGUGUUUAAAUGAUAAUUUAAGUAAGUGCACACACAUAUGCAUACACUAUGUGAUGUGGUGUGGGUGUUAAAAUAUUUAUAAUAAAUGUUUGUUAAUUACAAAAAGUGUUCGCAUAUUUACUGUGAGCCAAAAGACCAUAUA
Molecule: messenger RNA, 1819 nt
Organism: Drosophila busckii
Lineage: Eukaryota; Metazoa; Arthropoda; Insecta; Diptera; Drosophilidae
Product: GTP-binding protein Di-Ras2
Exons: 7
Coding region: 842-1663 (273 amino acids)
Molecular function (GO): GTP binding; GTPase activity
Source: RefSeq, a predicted model, not a curated record